Molecule: messenger RNA, 2075 nt
Organism: Acromyrmex echinatior (Panamanian leafcutter ant)
Lineage: Eukaryota; Metazoa; Arthropoda; Insecta; Hymenoptera; Formicidae
Product: cytochrome P450 4g15
Molecular function (GO): oxidoreductase activity, acting on paired donors, with incorporation or reduction of molecular oxygen; iron ion binding; monooxygenase activity
Source: RefSeq, a predicted model, not a curated record
AUUUUAUUUCUUCUAAUAUCAACACCAUAAUUAGUGAGUAAAAAAAGUAUUAAAAAAGUGAAGAAUAACUGAAUAAGUGAGGAAUAACUGAGUAAAUUAUACAUUGCUAGACAAAUACUUUUUUAAAUCGCAAUGGAUGCGGAUCCAGUAACAACAUCUUAUUUAUCGAUCAUAAUUUAUUCUUUACUGGGAACAAUUAUUACAGCAUUAAUUGCAUUAUAUUAUUACGUCGAAACUUUUCGAGCAGUUCGUCUUAUAAAAAAAUUACCAGGUCCAUCAUCCAUACCUAUUAUGGGUCAUUCAUUACUAAUUGUCAAAGAGUCUCCCGAAUUUCUGUUCCAACUAGCUGUUAAAUAUUAUAACUUGUAUGGGAAUGUAAUCGGUGCAUAUUUAGGCACAAAAACAGUAGUUUUUUUGUCAGAUCCACAAGAUAUUGAAAUAAUCCUUAGUAGUUCUGAACAUAUCGAGAAAGCUGAGGAUUAUAAACUGUUUAAACCAUGGCUUGGAGAUGGUUUGCUGAUCACAUCGGGCGAUAAAUGGCGCAGACAUAGAAAGGUGAUUGCGCCUACAUUUCAUAUGAAUAUCUUAAAGACAUUUGUGCCUUUAUUUUAUGAAAACAGCGUAGAUCUCGUGAAUCGACUUCGCGAUAAAAUUGGAAAGGAAUUCGAUUGCCACGAUUAUCUAUCAGCCGUAACGGUUGACAUUUUAACAGAAACAGCAAUGGGAGUUAAGAAAGAAAGAAGAUCAAAAACCGGAUAUGAAUAUGCCAUGGCCGUGAUGAAAAUGAGCGAUAUUUUACAUCGAAGACAUUUUGAUGUAUCAUUACGGUUCGAUAUAUUUUUCAAAUUUUCGAAGUUUGCAAAUCUCCAAAAGAAAUUCCUUAAAACUAUUCAUACAUUGACAGAACAUGUAAUCAAAGAAAAAUCAAAAGAUUUCGAAGAAAAAUAUGAAAAAUGUCAACAAUUAAAAGACGCACAAAACGAUAAAUCAAUAGAAGAUACGAAGGUAACCGAAAAUGUAGAAAACGCUAAAAUCAAUGCCGCUAAUUAUAUGCAUUAUGUAAGAGAUGAUCUUGAUGACAUCGAUGAGAAUGACGUAGGUGAGAAAAAGCGACUUGCUUUCCUAGAAAUGAUGUUAGAGUUAAAAAAGAAUGGACAAAUGACUGAUGAAGAAAUCUGGGAAGAAGUAAAUACCAUCAUGUUUGAGGGUCAUGAUACUACGGCGGCUGGCUCGAGUUUUGCACUUUGUGUCUUAGGAAAUCAUCCAGAUAUUCAGGCUCGCGUACACGAAGAAUUAGACACAAUUUUUGGUGACAGCAACAGACAAUGCACUUUCCAAGAUACCAUAGAAAUGAAAUAUCUCGAGAGAGUUAUUAUGGAAACUUUGAGACUUUUCCCACCGGUACCUAUGAUUGCCAGACGCCUUAAUCAGGAUGUAAAAAUAGUUACAGGAGAUUAUAUUCUUCCAAAGUCUACUACAGUAGUGAUUCUACAAUAUCAGAUACAUCGCUUAGAGAAAUAUUAUUCAAAUCCAACAGUUUUUAAUCCAGACAACUUUUUACCGGAAAAUAUACAAAAAAGACACUAUUAUGCUUAUAUUCCUUUUAGUGCUGGGCCAAGGUCUUGUGUGGGACGGAAAUUCGCUAUGCUGAAAUUAAAGGUUAUGCUAUCAACAAUACUGAGAAAUUACCGUAUUAUUUCUGAAAUACCGGAGAAAGAUUUCCUUCUACGAGGUGAUAUUAUUUUAAAAAGGCAUGAUGGAUUCAAGAUUAAAAUUGAGCCGCGCACACCAACAUCUUGUAAAAAAUAAUCAGAAAUUAACAACCCCAUAUCUGCAUAAAGCUUAAGUCAAAUAUAAAUAGAUUGACGUUUGCCCUAGUAAGACAAUUUAUUAUCUACUUAUUAAUCUCACUUGAGUAAGUAUAUUUCUCUAAUAAUUUGCUAUUUAUUUUUCUAAUCAAAUGUAAGACAUUGAUGGAAAAAUCGAUAUUAUAUAUAUUAUAUUUAAAACUACAAAUAUUGUCAAGACAUACUGUAUUCUACAACUUAUUUAAAAAUAGAUUUGCAUUACCAAUA